This is a messenger RNA of Eutrema salsugineum, 2610 nucleotides long. RefSeq names its product TOM1-like protein 9. Gene Ontology annotation, molecular function: ubiquitin binding; phosphatidylinositol binding. NCBI's taxonomy places the organism in Eukaryota, Viridiplantae, Streptophyta, Magnoliopsida, Brassicales, Brassicaceae. The record is from RefSeq and is a predicted model, not a curated record. The transcript is spliced from 10 exons. Gene Ontology annotation, biological process: protein transport to vacuole involved in ubiquitin-dependent protein catabolic process via the multivesicular body sorting pathway. Bases 212 to 2230 code for a protein of 672 amino acids.
AAAAUUAAGAAAAGGAAAAGGGAAAAAAAAAAAACAAUUUUACUAGAGAGAGAGGGGCGUGAAUUCCUGAGCGAGAGAUUCUUCGCCGGAGUAUUCUCUUGCGUGAUCUUACGGCUGCUUUCUUCGCCCGAAAAAGCUCGUUCGUCGGUUGGAAAUUCGUCUUUCUCUUCCCGUCGGAGGUUUUUUUUUAGUUUUUGAGGUCAAAGCGAAGAUGGUGAACGCUAUGGUGGAGAGAGCGACGAGCGAGAUGCUAAUCGGACCGGAUUGGGCUAUGAAUCUCGAGAUCUGUGACAUGCUCAAUAGCGAUCCAGCGCAAGCAAAAGAUGUUGUGAAAGGCAUAAAAAAACGUAUUGGUAGCAGAAAUCCAAAAGCUCAACUUCUUGCCUUAACGCUGCUUGAGACGAUAGUGAAGAAUUGUGGUGACAUGGUUCAUAUGCAUGUGGCUGAGAAGGGCGUUAUUCAUGAGAUGGUCCGGAUAGUUAAGAAGAAGCCGGACUUCCAUGUCAAAGAGAAGAUCCUGGUCCUUAUCGAUACAUGGCAAGAAGCCUUUGGUGGCCCCAGAGCAAGAUAUCCACAAUACUAUGCAGGAUACCAGGAAUUGUUGCGUGCUGGGGCUGUUUUCCCUCAGAGAUCAGAGAGAUCAGCUCCUGUGUUCACACCUCCACAAUCACAGCCUUUGACGUCUUACCCUCCAAAUCUUCGUAAUCCUGGACCUAGUAAUGCUAUGCCUGAACCUUCAGUAGAGCCAGAAUUUCCGACACUGAGUUUGUCGGAGAUUCAAAAUGCUAAAGGUAUUAUGGAUGUGCUUGCGGAAAUGCUGAGUGCGUUAGAGCCGGGAAACAAGGAGGACCUUAAACAGGAGGUGAUGGUUGAUCUGGUGGAGCAGUGUCGUACAUACAAACAAAGAGUGGUACACCUAGUCAACUCGACUUCGGACGAGUCUCUACUAUGUCAAGGUCUGGCGUUGAAUGAUGACUUGCAGCGGGUCUUAACCAGUUAUGAAGCAAUCUCUUCUGGAACUCCUGGAACUUCUGUUCAAAUCGAGAAGCCCAAGUCUGAGACAGGCAAAUCCCUUGUAGAUGUUGAUGGUCCACUCAUUGAUACUGGGGAUAGCAGCAGUCAGGCGAACGGAGCUACAUCAAGUUCUGGUAACGGGGUUCUAAAUCAAUUGGCCCUCCCUGCACCACCUGUAACUAAUGGUUCAGCCGAUUCCAAAAUAGACCUCCUCAGUGGCGAUGAUCUUGCCCUUGUUCCUGUGGGGCCUCCUCAACCAGCAAGUCCGGUCGCAUCAGAUCAGAAUGCACUUGCCCUUAUCGAUAUGUUCUCAGACAAUACUAAUAGUCCAAGUCCUGCAACUGCACCAACUAGUAAUUCAGCUCCACAGAGUACUCCUUUGAAUUCGCAACCGCACCAGCAACCAAAUAAUCAAGCUGGAGAAGCUGGAGUACACCAAUCCAAUGGAUUUGCUCCUCAAAUGGGUUAUUCACAGUUUGAGCAGCCAUCAUACGGGCAAGGGGCCUGGAAUAGUCAUCCUGCACAGCAGUUGCAACAACCACAGCAGCCAUCAUAUGAAGGAGCCCAAGACAAUAUGGCAUUUCCACCUCCCCCAUGGGAAGCUCAGCACCAAGAUUUCAGUCCCACUGCGGAGUCAGGAAGUCCGUUUUCUCCGCAAAUGCAUCCGACACAAAUCGCCUUCACACAUGGUCAACAGUAUCCUCAAAUGCCCCAAACCGGCCAACCAGUUAACAACAACAGUCCUUAUCCUCAAAUGCCCCAAAGCAGCCAACCGGUUAACAACAGUCCAUAUCCUCAAAUGCCGCAAACCGGCAGCGGUAUGUACAUGCAACAUCCAAUGCCAAACCAACCGAAUCAGGCUCUAGGGCAAGGUUAUCCACCCCAACAACAGCAGCAGCAGAUGAUGAUGGCUCAGUUCUAUGCCCAACAGCAACAACAGCAACAGGCGUAUGGAAACCAGAUGGGUGGAUACGGAUAUGGCUAUAAUCAACAGCAACAAGGAAGUAGCCCGUAUCUGGAUCAGCAAAUGUACGGUUUGUCCAUGAGAGACCAGGCUCCGCAUCAGGUACCAUCAUCUUCGUCGUCUGCCACGUCUUAUCUUCCUCCUAUGAAACCUAAGAAUAAACCAGAGGAUAAGCUAUUUGGGGAUCUCGUUGACAUCUCGAAAUUCAAGCCUAGUACAAAACCGACUUCCGGAAGAGCUGGUACCAUGUGAAAUCUCCUCCAUCAAUCCAUGAUUUCUGAGUAUUCAUCUCCUCUCUCCUCUGUUUUCUUUACUCAGCUAACUCUCUUUCUUCCUCUUUUUUUUUUUAAAGCUUUGAUCAAUUGAUUUUUACCCUCUUGGAAGAUACAUACAUAUAUCUAUAUGUUAUUUUCUUCCUUAUAAUUUGCCGUUGAUUAUGACCGGUAAUGGAUUUGUAUAUUUCUUGUAGAGAAAGAAAAACUGGAAAAUCUUUUGUUGAGAACUCAUCGAUUUGCGGUUUGUCUGGAGAUUCUAUUUAGACCUUUUCAUCUCAUUUGGUUUCUCAGACAUUUUAUAUGUUUCCAUUGGCAAUAAUUUACAAAAUGAUGUUUUAUGUUAUUUGUAUUUGAAUA